UAGAAAUAUGGCUGCGCCCGUUCAAUUUUAUUCUUUGGCGUUUAUAACAGCAAGAUUUUUGAGAAAUUUAACGGCACUGAAAAAUGCCUCGCCGCGGCCUUGUAAACAGAAUAGACAAUACAGUCAGAAUAAGAGAGUACCAAAAAUAUACACAAAAACUGGCGACAAAGGCACGUCUGCUCUCUUCACCGGUGAGCGUCGCAGCAAGGACGACGACAUAUUCGAGACGUUGGGAACGGUCGACGAGCUGUCGUCGGCUAUCGGGGUGUCACUCGAGUUCUGCAAGGAUCAGCAGCAUGCCUUCGCCCCACAACUAGAGAGGAUUCAAUGUAUUCUACAGGACAUGGGUUCAAACAUAGCCACUCCACUCAGCUCUGCCCGACAGGCACAUCUCAGUGAGCAUCAAAUCCACGCGUUCGAGGGCCAUAUCUUCGGGAUCAAGAUAGAUAACUUUACCCUAAAGUCAUUAACUUACUUCUGGUAUUAUUUUAAAGCCAACUUUGUGCUUAACGACCCUCGGUGAAUGCUUUCGAAUAAGAAAUUUACGAUUGGCAUAUAUUUCACAUUCUUAAAUUAUCCUUUGCACAGAAAUAACCGAUCCAUUUAAAUUUAGAAUAUGACGGCUAUAAAAUGUUUUUUUCUCGUUCGAGUUUAAAACUAGUUGUGUGUUUAAACGAGAAAUAUUUGCAUGGCGAGUAGAUCCAGAUACAGUUGCACUUACCAGGCACUGCCGAAAUUUCUAGACGGGUGCAAGGAUAAGAUCGUUGCAAUUGGUUGAUUUGGUUAAUCUUGAAUUAUGAUUUUUCCGGAAUCAUGUUAUUUUGACUCAUGCUACACUGCAUAACAGCUUGGUAUUGACUCGAAAUUAAAAAAAAUUGUC
Priapulus caudatus is the source of this 880-nucleotide messenger RNA. RefSeq names its product cob(I)yrinic acid a,c-diamide adenosyltransferase, mitochondrial-like. The record is from RefSeq and is a predicted model, not a curated record. Bases 8 to 523 code for a protein of 171 amino acids. Lineage: Eukaryota; Metazoa; Priapulida; Priapulimorpha; Priapulimorphida; Priapulidae. Gene Ontology annotation, molecular function: corrinoid adenosyltransferase activity. The transcript has 4 exons.